Sphenostylis stenocarpa is the source of this 3822-nucleotide messenger RNA. Lineage: Eukaryota; Viridiplantae; Streptophyta; Magnoliopsida; Fabales; Fabaceae. The record is from the annotation of a GenBank genome assembly.
AUGCAAUCAAGAAUCCCUCUCUCGCAGCUUCCAUUUGCAAUCCAGAUUCUCUUUGAUCGAGGGAAAGGAGUUGACGUUUCAGCAAUCAAGGAAAUUGUUAUGGCUCCUUCUAGGAAAUCUAGAAGUGUAAAUAAGAGGUUUUCUAGUGUUCGUGAGACUGCAUCUAGUAAAGACAAAAUUGCAGAGAAUGCUAGCAAAAAUAGGCUGAAGAUGAGUCCUGGUAUUCAGAAGAAGAGAAAAUUGGCUGACAUGUUAGGGCCACAAUGGAAUAAGGAGGAGCUUGAGCAUUUCUACGAAGCUUACCGUAAAUAUGGGAAAGAUUGGAAGAAGGUUGCUUUUGCUGUACGUAAUAAUAGAUCUGUGGAAAUGGUAGAGGCACUGUAUACUAUGAACAAGGCAUAUUUAUCUCUUCCAGAGGGUACUGCUUCUGUAGUUGGACUGAUAGCAAUGAUGACAGACCAUUAUAGUGUACUGGGAGGAAGUGACAGUGGUAAAGAAAGCAAUGAUGAUGCAGAAAUAUCUAAAAAGUCUCAAAAGCGUUUGCGGGGAAAGCAUCUAAGUGACAGUAAAGCAUUAGAUGGGCACUUUUCAGAUCAUUCUCAGUCACAUUCUGUUGCAUCAGGUGAUGGUUGCCUGUCAUUGUUGAAGAAGAGACAUUCUGGAAUUAGGCCACAUGCUGUUAGAAAAAGGACUCCCCGAGUCCCUAUUUCAUAUUCUAUUGGUAAAGAUAAUGGGGAGAGGUUCUUUUCGUCUGCCAGGCAGGGCUCCAAACAAAUGGUUGAUACUAAUGAUGUUGCUCAUAAGAUUGCAUUAGCAUUGACUGAAGCUUCACAAAGAGGUGGCUCUUCGAAAAAUACUGAAUCACCAGACAAGAAAUUUUUGUCUUCACCAGGUCUGAAAAGUGGGAAGAAGCAUUCCAAAUCAGAAAUAGCUGGAGCCAAGUUCUGCAGUUCUGAGUUGGAUGAUGGUAGUUCUGAGUUGAGUUUAGGAAGCACUGAAGGUAAUAAUGAAGACUACUCUAGAAAAACAACUCAUCAGAGUGGUAGAGAACUUACAGGAAAGGGAAGGAAUCAAGAAAAGAAAAUAAAACAAUAUGGGAAGAAUUUAGACCCAGAGGAGAAUUUAAACAAGCAUUUGAAUGACAUAAAGGAAGCCUCCAGUGGGACAGAUGAUGGUAAAAUUUUUACCAAAUCCAGCUUGAACACUGAUUUCGAAGAUGCAAAAAAUGCAAGGCCCUCUUACAAGGGUUCCAGGACGAAAAGUAAAAAGCCACUGUUAGACAAAGAUGAAGGUUCUGCUUUUGAUGCUUUGAAAACUUUGGCUGAUCUGUCUUUGAUGCUGCCAGUAACAAACCUCGACACUGAGUCAUCUGCACAGUUCAAGGGAGGGAACCAUGAUGCUGUUGAUGAAUGUAAAAUGGAAACACAUAAAGUAUAUCCUAAGAUUGAAAGCACUGCUUCAAGUAAGCUUUCCAAGGUUUUUGUUGACAAUGGAGCUGCCGUACCUGAAGCAGAGGGAACACUCCAGCUUAGCGCAGGAUUCAGGAAGAGGAAACAAAAAUCUUUUAACUUGAAAAACGAUGAAACUCAUCCUGGUUCUCAUUUAAGUUCCCAGAAAACCAGGGCUACUGAUGAGGUGAAGAAAUCCAUGGUUAAAGGUAAACGGACAUCUGUUUUUACAGCACAUUCAAGACAACUAAAAGUGGUGAAAUCACCGGGAAGCACUAAUGAAAAAAGGGAAAGGGAUGAUUCAUCUUUUUCUCCCAUGAAGGUUUCAUCAACUAACCAAGUCAGUCCAUUAAACAGAGGAAGGCCAAGAAGAAAAAUGGAAAAGCCAAAACAUAUGGCACAAGAUUUGGUGGUGUCUAGUAAUUCUUUUAGCAGUCAACAGAACAAACCCAUUGCCUCACUCCCAGGUGGCUCUUCUAGUCAAAAGGGAAAGCUUAUCAAUUGCCUAUCUUCGUAUCAAAUGCGGCGAUGGUGCACUUUUGAGUGGUUUUAUAGUGCUAUUGAUUACCCAUGGUUUUCAAAGAGAGAGUUUGUGGAGUACUUAGACCAUGUUGGAUUGGGUCAUGUUCCUAGAUUGACUCGUAUCGAGUGGGGCGUCAUUAGAAGUUCUCUUGGCAGACCAAGAAGAUUUUCAGAGCAAUUUUUGACAGAAGAAAAGCAUAAACUUCAUGAAUACCGGGAGUCUGUUAGAUCACAUUAUGCUGAAAUUCUUGCUGGUACCAAGGAAGGACUUCCUACUGAUUUGGCCCAACCUUUAAUUGUUGGGCAGCGUGUUAUUGCUAUUCAUCCAAAGACAAGAGAGAUUCAUGAUGGAAGUGUACUAACUGUUGACCAUUGUAGGUAUGGGGUUCAGUUUGACCAGCCUGAGCUUGGGGUUGAAUUUGUCAUGGAUAUAGACUGCAUGCCUUUGUAUCCACUUGAAAAUAUGCCUACAUCUCUGAUUCAACACAAUAGCUCAUCUGCUCAAAUAAACGAAAACUUCGUUGAGCUCAAGCCUAAUGGAAAACUUAAACAGAGAAAGAUUGCUGGGCACACAAUAUUGUCCCGUAUCAAACAAGAAAAUGUUGGUGGUGAAAAGGAUAGGACUUUUGUUUAUCAUAUUCUGAAGCUUUUGGAUGGAAUUGAUAUAGCAAAAAGUUUGGGGGGCUCAAAGCUAGAGCAUUCAUUGAAGAGAGAAACUUCAUUCCUUCUCUUGAAAGUUGUUGCAAAGAGUGAGAAGAGCGUUGUUGUGGUCAUCGGUGGAGCGAUAGAUGCAGGAACACCAUUCAAGGCAAGUGAAGAACGUAUUCACCAAAUACUGUCGAAGUCUAUCUCCUUGCUUAAUGUUGGGAAUCCAGAAACAGAUUCCGAAUUCUUAGAGAGACUGGGUUUUUCUUCGAGCUCCAAACCACAACCGAAAGUUGUAUGCAAUGAGAUUGGUAAUGCCCAACUAGCAUCAAGUUCUCAACCUUCCCUUCUUGAACAUGUCCAUUCAAAAGAAGCUGACAUAUUAGCUAUUUCAGAGUUGAAUCGUGCUCUAGACAAAAAGGAGCUUGUAUUAUCUGAAUUGAAGCACAUGAAUGAUGGCGUAUCAGAGAACCAGAAAUAUGGAGACAACUCACUAAAGGAUUCAGAACUUUUUAAGAGGAAUUAUGCUUCAGUUUCCUCUGCCUUGUUUUGCUUGAGGCAACGCAACACAUAUCCAGCAAGCUCCUCUGUUUUCUCAUUAAAGCCCAUGGUUAAUUUUGAUGAUCCGAGUGGUCAGGCGAGCUCUUCCAAUUGUUCAGCUUGCCACAACCAAGAAUCUAUAUCUCAAAGUCAUAUAGCUGACAUUGUUGAAAGUUCUAGAAGAAAAGCACGGACAAUGGUGGUUCAAGCUUCUCAGGCAAUGUCAAAUUUAAGAAAGACAGAAAGUAAGGUUGAAAGAAUUGAGGAUGCAAUAAAUUUCAUCAAUAACCAGCUUUCAGUGGACGAACCUACUGCUUCAGCCACAACUUUUCUGUAUGCGGAUUCUCUUUCUCUGGCUUCUCAGGAUCAAAUGACUGCAUUAAAUCCCUUAGCUAGUUGUCAAGGACAAGAUGCUGAACUCAACGGUUCAUCUGACCAAAAUGAAAUAAAAAUUCCCUCAGAACUCAUAUCACACUGCCUAGCUACGUUGUUUAUGAUUCAGAAAUGUACAGAACGACAAUUUCCCCCAGCUGAUGUUGCUCAGGUACUUGAUUCUGCUGUCACCAGUUUGCAUCCAUUAUGUUUAAAGAAUCUUCCAAUAUAUGGUGAGAUACAAAAAUGCAUGGGUAUCAUAAGAAAUCAGAUAUUGGCACUCAUACCUACAUAG